Molecule: messenger RNA, 2139 nt
Organism: Phytophthora infestans T30-4
Lineage: Eukaryota; Oomycota; Peronosporomycetes; Peronosporales; Peronosporaceae
Exons: 5
Coding region: 1-2139 (712 amino acids)
Biological process (GO): endosome to lysosome transport; protein transport; protein modification process
Cellular component (GO): ESCRT I complex
Molecular function (GO): ubiquitin binding
Source: RefSeq, a predicted model, not a curated record
AUGGAAAUUGAGGGGUUGUUGCGGUUGAUACAGAGCAAGUUUCACGCAGAGCAAGCAAGGCGCAAUGAUCGCUUGCAACACACGAAGGCGUCGCUAAAAGCUCUGUAUAACUCCCUACGGCACCACUCCGGUCCGGCAAUAGGACCCAAAGUGGAUCCAACUCGGCCUGUCAACCCUGCGACGCCACUCAAGACGCUUCUGCGCGCUGCUAUUCUGGCCAUGUCGACGUCGGCGAAGCGCCACGGACGUGGCAGGACGCAGAUUGAAGCUAUUCACGAACAGUUAACCCAGAUGCUCCCACCUCCAGAUACUAGAACGACGGCAGUAGCAGCCGCAAUGACCAUCCACACUGUGAUUCGAGAUGAUAAGCCUAAGAAACCUGUCCAGACGCGAGACGUAUGGUGCCAAACUGAUCAAAUCUCAACGCUAAUAAGAGAGCGGAGAGUAGAAGCCUCUCAAGACGAGCUACACGUCGCACCCGAGAGCUUGGACGGCUACGUACUGCCUGGCUCCCAGUGCUUCCCUGGUAAGCCCAAACAUCAUCAACCUGAUCUAAUCAUGCUUCACCUGGUCGUGGGGAUCCCCAUUUCGGCUUCGUUGGUGUCCGAACUGCGUCGUCUCCUGCCAAAUUUGCCUCGAGGUAACUACUACGUGUCCAAUGCACUGCGUCUCGCGCUCUUCCAUGAGCUGGUACGGUUCUACGCCGCCGUAGAGAUGCAGGUCGAAGCCAACAGGACACGACCAAGUCCUCGGGUAUUCGAAGGUGAGGACCAGAUCCGAGACGCAGAGGUCGUCAUCGGUAGUCCUCGAGACACGCCAUUCCUGCGUCUUGUACAGCCAAUCGCGCAACUUAACCAAACCCAACUUUACCCAGGGGAAAAAGCGUAUCAGGCUGCACUUGCCGGAGCUGCCGCCAUGUACGCUAACAACGUGAGCAACCUGGACCAGAUCCUGUCGUCGCUGCAGUGCUACCCCCAAAGUUCUCGUGUUCGUGGAGACGUGUACAAUCUGCUCGGUCAGAUCCCGUCGUUGCAGCCCAAUUGCGGCACAUUCGCUCAUAAUGACGGCACAACCAGCACCUUGCUCAACCUGGAGGGUACAAUUCCCAUUUUCUACCGAGGCAAUCAGUACAACAUCCCCGUCGAGUUUUGGGUCGUAGAGACGUAUCCUAUGGCCCCACCCGUGUGUUUUGUGCGCCCUACCGCCGACAUGAUGGUCAAACCUGGCCACCCACACGUAACCAGCGACGGGUACGUCAAGAUCCCGUACACCAGCGACUGGCGACCGGACUUUACGAUGCUGGAGCUCGUGGCUCACAUGUGCAGUAUCUUUGGUAAUAUGCCGCCAGUAUUCCGUCGACCGGCGGCCUCCAGACCCCAGAGCAGAGUCAACGGCGGUGCCUCUGCAGCCAGUAGCGGCACAGGCGGCUACUUCCAACAAGGUUCUUAUGCCCAGUCACAUCCGCCGCAGCCGUCUCCGUAUUAUUCUUCGCAGUUUCAGUCUCAUUCUCGACAGGAAAGUGAAGAAAACUCGCUCUUUGGGGCCAGUCAGCAGUCUCUGGGAGCGUCCUCCUCGUCGAAUUCUGGCGUCUAUGCGUCGAAUGAGGCGAGGCCGGAAGAGCGUGCGGCGGCGUUAAAGGUCGAAGUGACAGGCAAAAUCCAGAUGCAGCUGGAGAAAACGCUCAAACGUGUGCGAGACGAUAUUGAUCUGCAGUUUGAGCAUGAAGUCCAGCUGACACAGUCGCGGGAGAAUGUAGAGCGCGGUCUGCAGUCGCUGCGCUUCCUUCGUGACGAUAUUGCGCGUGCCAAAAGUGUGGUGGAGACGCAGGAUACAGAGGUUACGGCAUGGCUAGAGGAAAACGAGGGCAAGGACACAGUGGACCCAGACACGAUCUUGGUCGAAGGCGAGGCGCUGUCCAAACAGAUGAUCAAGACACUGGCAGAACAUUAUGCGAUGGAGGACGCGCUGUACUACAUGGAUCGUGCGUUGAGCAACGACGAGAUGGAGUUGGCUGUCUUCCUCAAAGAGGUACGGAGACUCGCGCGAAAGCAGUUCAUGUGCCUGGCGUUAGUGCAGAAAAUACACGUUCAACAGCAAGAGCUGGCGGCGUCCUCGUACCAUCGUAAUCCACCAAGUUAG